AGUUUAAAUAAUAAAUUUUAUGCCAAAUUCUUUGAAAUACUUGGUGGUUUAUCGCCAUGAAACUGAAAAGUUGAUUGCCUCAAGCCUACUUGAGUCUGGAAGUGAGGUAACUUUCAAAAAUGAGUUGUCCAAAGUCUGUUAGGAUUUAAAGAGAAAUCAACUGAGGAUAGAGGAAAGAUAGAAAGUUGAUUCUGCAAAUGGGAGUUGGUUUUGUAAAAUUGACGACAAAGGGCUUUUAUAUUUAGUUUUGGGGGGUAUGGGUAUUGAUUGUUAAUUUAGUGCCCACCUAUCCAGAGAGGCAUGCUUAUGCUUUGAUUCAGGAGAUUUAAAAUGAAUUCUCCAAGUUGGGCAAUAGUGAAUCAUUGAAAGAUGAUGCCAGUCUUAAAUUGCACAUAAAGACACCUCUCAAGGAAUUGGGCUUGAAGUAUAACGAUUUAGUUUCUUUGGAUAAAAUAUACGAAGCAAGAAUAAAUGUUUUCAUAUGAUGCUAUUCUAUAAUUAGGUAGAGCAAACCAAAACGGUGAUGGAAGAUAACAUUAAAAACAUGAUUAGCAACACACAGUAGUUGGAUUAGCUUUAAAUAAAGAGUGAAAAACUGGCGGAUGGAGCAAAAAAUUUUUCUAAGAAUGCUGCUGAUUUAGUAAGAUUGCAAAUUUAAACUUAGGCUUCGAUUAUGUAUUGGAGAAACAUGAAGUUAAAGAUCAUCAUUGGAUUGAUCAUCUUGGCUGGACUUUUAUACAUUAUUGUCCCAAUAAUCAUAAAAGUAAGUGCAUCCAAUUGAUUUAU
Messenger RNA from Paramecium octaurelia, 786 nucleotides. NCBI's taxonomy places the organism in Eukaryota, Ciliophora, Oligohymenophorea, Peniculida, Parameciidae. The record is from the annotation of a GenBank genome assembly.